Patiria miniata (bat star) is the source of this 5436-nucleotide messenger RNA. RefSeq names its product probable ATP-dependent RNA helicase DHX58. NCBI's taxonomy places the organism in Eukaryota, Metazoa, Echinodermata, Asteroidea, Valvatida, Asterinidae. Gene Ontology annotation, cellular component: cytoplasm. Bases 374 to 3667 code for a protein of 1097 amino acids. Gene Ontology annotation, biological process: regulation of apoptotic process. The transcript has 11 exons. Gene Ontology annotation, molecular function: protein binding; ATP hydrolysis activity; DNA binding. The record is from RefSeq and is a predicted model, not a curated record.
CGUCGUUGCCACAAAAAGCACUUCGUAAUCGGAGUCGUUUUCUUAUGUCAUUUUUGCAGGAGUUCCCGACAAAAUUGGGCAUUGCGUUAGCCACCUAUAUAAUCUGUGUAUUGGUCGCGAUCAUAAAUUAUGAAGAAAUUACAGCAGUUUUUGGAAUGAAAAUGAGUAAAUGAAGUGUGAACUCACGAUCGAGUCGGGACAUCAUGCAGCAAGUUGUGCGCGACAUAUGACAUGCAUGUAUGACGACAUUAUGCCUGGCUAAGAAGUGUUGGUGUCAUGUCAACGUGUUUGCGUGCUUUUCAUACGUGUUCAUAUUAAAGUAUUUAUUGUGUAACAAUAUCGGAACAGGUCAGCUGCGUCUAGUCAUCCAGCCAUGGAUAGUCCCGAAGUCUCAGUCUUUCGUAAAACCCUGUUGUUUAUCUCAAGAGAAUUAACAGAUGCUGAAGUUCGGCAAUUGGGGUAUGUUUGCAAGGAUCAGCUGACAGUGAAACAGAGAGAGGACAUCAAGGAUGCCUUGGGACUCUUUGAGAUUCUAGAGCAAAAGGGGAUCAUCUCAGAGGAUAAUUUUGCUUUCCUCGUCGAAAGGAUGGAGGACCUGCAGCGAAAUGACCUGAAAAAGAGGUUGCUGGAUAUAAUGCCAGAUGAACAUUCAGGGAGUUCAGCGGAUGGGUCAACCUCACCGCCUACAUCACACUCCGAAGCAGGCCCUUCUGCAGGCCAAGGCAGUGGCAGUGAUAGUUCCAAAGGAGGAGUGACGAUACAUGCCAUCAAUAGCCCUAUCACCUCCAGAGACAGUAAAGGAAACACAUACAACUAUGGAAGCUCAACCGAUGUAGACCCUUCUACAGGCCAAACCCAAAGUUCGAAAGGAGGAGUGACGAUCACAGCCACCAAUAGCCCUAUCGCCUUCGGAGACAGUAUAGGAAACACAUACAACUAUGGUUCUAAAAAAUCUUCAUCGGCUGCACCUGCACCUCAACCCCAGGGCAGAGUUCCAAAGGCUGAGUACCACUCAUCGUCGUCUGCUCAGCAGAGCUACCGUCAAUCUCCUCUGAAUCCUGCUACAUUGAGGACACCUGCUGACUUCUACCCUCACUCCCCGAAGGCAAGACCAGCGGUAGCAGGCCAACAAGGUUCUGGUGAUGCAGCUCCUAAAAGUCCCCAGUCAAAGGCAAGCGGUUUUGUAUCCAAAACGGAUAAGACAAAGAGAGCUCGGGUGAAUGAGACGUCGAUCCUCGACUUGCCAAAUGUCAUGACUCCCAGAUCAUCAGGGCCUCCCUCCGAUGAUAAGCGCUCCCCGGAAAAUACCCCAGAUGGCAGUUCACAUAUGGAAUCUUUCUCUGAAGGUGAUCUGCAAACUGAUGCACCUCAAGUUUCGAAGGUAAAAACUGAUGAUGCUUUGUUGAUUGAUAUUCAGAGUGAGAAUCCGGCACCUGUGCUUUCACGAGGAGGUGGUGGUGUCUGUCAGAUUGCAUCAGUAGAAGAUUUGAAAGAUGUCUUCAGCCAAGGAGUUCAGAAUCCAGGAGCACUUGUAGAUGAGAUCGCAAAGAGCCUUGACUUCAAUGAAAAUGGGAUGGAAGAAGAUGCUGAUGUGUCGGAGAUAGGUGGUCAAGUGGCUCUUCGAGCCUACCAACACGAACUUGCUCAUUACCCUUUGAAAACAGGAGGCAACUACAUCAUCUGCGCUCCAACAGGAAGCGGGAAGACCCUGACAGCAGCAAGUAUCUGUUACGAGAAAUACGUCAAGUAUCAGGACAGCCCUAUCCCGGGCAGGCACUUCAAGGCUCUGUUCAUCGUCAACAUCCGCCAUCUGAUGCAGCAGCAGAAGAAUGCCUUUCAGGAGUACUUCCCAGACAGCUUGGCCAUCAGGACCAUCGGAGAGCAGCAACCAUUUGAGCAUGCCCUGAUCAAAGACGAACCCCUACCGGUGGUGCUGACAUUGACGGCGCAAAUAUUUGUAAACGCUUUGAGACAGAAGGCGGUCAACCUCCAAGAUAUAGACAUGCUGAUCUUCGACGAGUGUCAUCACUCAGAUCUCUCGCAUCCCUACAACGUCAUUAUGCAGAUGUACCUGAAAGAGAAAACCGCCUUGUCUCAAGGAGUUGGGGAGCAUGUCGGCAGCCUGCCUCAGGUGAUCGGGCUAAGUGCCUCUCUUGGCGUGGGCCGUGGUAAGAUGCCUCUCAAUCAUCUCCUGAAGCUCUGUGCAAACAUGGAUGUGAGAGACAUCAAACGCGUCCGCAAGCACAAGAAGCAGCUUGACGAGUUUGUAAAGGCUCCUGAGCAGGAUGUCAUCAUACCCGUGGAUUCUAGAGUCACCACCAAAAGACACUUUGGCAGUUUGCUGCAUGAGAUCAUGGACCAGAUGGAAGACCAGCUAGGAGCAACGGAGAGAUCUGCCUUGCCCCAACAUGGUUGCCAGCCAUACGAAAACAGAGUCGUAGAAAGCCAGGAGACGGCUAAGCACGGAGACAUCAUAUUGUACAUGUACCUCAAUGCAUACAACAGAGCUCUGAUGCUGUACGAAGAUCUUCCAGUGCAAGAUUGUCUGCAGACGUUGGAAGAGUUCUACAACAGUCGAUCUGUUUGUGAGAAUGGCGAAAGUACCCAGCAAGAGAAGCUCUGUCAGGAUCUUUUUGACAGAAAUUUGGAGGAGAUGAAGAAGAUGGCACGAGAGGAAGGUGAUGACAGCAACCCAAAGCUGCAGGAGUUGGUCAAACUUCUCGCCGAUCAGUUCACCCAGAAUCCAAGUUCAAAAGGAAUCGUCCUUACCCGCAUGAAGGUGGCCACUGUGGCCCUCUGCGAGUUCAUCCGAUCGUCUAAAGUCAUAGAGGAACUACCUUACCCUGUCCAGCCGGAGCGCUUGGUGGGCCAGGGACCAUUUGAAGAUUUUUGCAUGACCGAGAGUGAGCAAAAGAUGACUUUGGAGAGCUUUAGGCAGGAGGAUGGAUGCAAUGUGCUUGUAGCGACAGACAUUGCCCAGGAAGGGCUGGACAUGCCAGCCUGUAACUUUGUCAUCCGCUACAACUUUGUCAGCAACGAGAUUGGCACGGUGCAGUCCAAGGGACGAGCCAGGGCGGAGGGCAGCAAGUGCUUCCUGAUUGUUGAGAGUCCCUCUUGCAAUGAGAAAAGAGAGUUAGAGAAUCGGGGCAAAGUCAAGAGCAUGGAGGAAGCCAUGAACGAGCUGGAGGCGAUGCCAGAAGAGGAAAGGGUGAAAUGCAUCAAGGAGAAACAGUCUGAGAUCAUCAAUGCAAUGGCGAAGGCGGAGCGUCGGCAACAGCAGCGAGUUGCGCAGAUGAAGGUGAAGCAGAUAAUCCUGAAAUGCGCAGAGUGCAAACAGCCAGUCUGUACAAGCUCCGACCUGAGACGCAAAGGUGCGGGUGGUUACGUGACCUGCGUCAACCCGGAGAUCGAGAAUCAGAUAACUGACGUGACUUUGGAAAGAACAGCAAAGCGAUACAGGGAUACGCAGAGUGUCUGUAAAGUCAAGUGCAACUGCACUCCCAAUUGCAAGAACAUACUUGGUACCAGGGAGACUUUCUUCCUAUCUGAUGAGUCGCCUGGCUUCAGUCUGAGAGCCAAGAGUUUUCUUGUCCAUAAUGAGCACGGCGAUGACAAGAAACUGAAGAAGUGGAAAGAACUGGCGAUCAUUGAAGAUGAAGACCUCUGAACAUCCAAGGAAUCAGUGGCUAUGAAAUUGGUUCCAGAUAUUUAAUGCGAUGAAGUCAUAUAAACUAAAACAUUGUAUGCCGUCAUAAAUUAUGGUCGAGGGAAUGUAUUGUCUGGCCGUUUCAAGCUGACUGAAUCUGUACUGUAUACCACCUGAGGUUUAAGUGUACUUAUUAUUGUAAUGAAAAAAAAGGCUCAACAUAUAUCGGUAACCUGAAAUCAUGUUUAAUUAAGUAAUUAUUGAAGAUGUACGAAGCCAUAUGAAAAUCAAUUUAUGAGACUUAUUAACAUAGUUUAUGAACAUAUUGAUAUGAAUUAUGAUGAAAUAUAUCUUUUAAUUAGGAACAGAUUAUAUAUUAUCAACAUAUAUAUGAAUAUGUGACAAUUGUGAGAAGGUUUACGGAGGAGGCGUGCAAACAUGAUUUGCUGGUGGGUGCGACUAGGAUAGGCUUGCUGAAAAUAAUGGCUUCCAGACACGUUUUCCUGUGACAGUACUUUUUAGCAUUUGAGAGAACUUUUGUUGUCCCCUUUCAAAUUAGGCCAUAUUUUUGUUGAACAAUUGUAUCAACUGCAGUGCAGUUAUACAUUGCAUACACUGCUUUGUUAAUGGUAUCCUAAUGUAAAAACUGACCAUUAAAUCCCACCCCUUACAAGAGUUCUGACCAAUCACAGUCGUAAUCGACUGACAUGCGUGAACGUAAGCAUGACGCGCGUGCAAGCACGUGUUAAUUGAACACGUGCGUUGUGGGCGGGCUUAUUGGAUUUGUAUAUUGAGCUUUGCCCGUUUCAGGUACCAGGCAGGAAGUAGAGGGAAAAAAUUAGUUUUAUGAUGUAGGUUAUUGGCUCAACCUGCGGUUCGUACGUGACUUCGUCAUACACGCACACGCACAACUGAUUACGAGCGCCCAUUGGCUAAACUCCCAACCUUGCACCACUUCAGGUUCCAAUCCGGUUCGUUAGUGUGACACGGUUCAGUUUAAACCACGCCCACUGGCCAUUAAGUAGCAUUGGAACCGGAAGCUAACGCAACUUGAGUGUUUAUAUCCAAUGGACGGUAGUAAUUAGUGGUGCGUGCGCGUAUGACGUUUUUACUGAUGAACCGGAUGGUUCCAAUGCUACUUAAUGUGCAGUGGGCGUGGUUUCAAAUGAAGUGAUGUCACACGAACGAAAGGACCUAUUGGUCUCCGACUACAAGUUUACAAUACGAGAUAAAUCCCGACCAAUGGUAAGGGGAGUUUUGGAAGUUCAUAACAUUUUUGCGGGAUUCAUGGCUUUACUCAUCUAGCUGUUCGUGAUAAAUUGUAUAUUUUGUUUUCAAUAAAACGAUAAGAAUAAAUGUCCAAGGAAAUAUGUAUACGGAAUUCUCUGCCACAAUAACUUCACAGAAUAUACAAAGUGAGUAAUUUGACUCAAUAUCGUAAUAAAUGAGUCAUUUUGUCCGUUUUUAGUUAGACACUUUAAGCCAAAGAGUGUCACUAUACGGACAAAAUAACUCAUUGUUACGAUAAUGAGUUUAAUUACUCACUUUGUGUUUUCUGUGUUGCUGCUUUCAUGUUUGAAUAAAUGUAAUCUAUAUUUGCCAAAUUUUAUUAAAAUUAAACAUAAGGGCCUAAUGCAAAUUUAAAUUUCUUCACAAGCUCUUUUCGUCUAUAUUUUAAGAGAAUUUAAACUUUUGCCAAACUCGUACAAAAGUACGACGUUAACUCCUUUACGGAGGUUCUGUAAAUCGAUAUGGCCCUUGAAUAAAAUGAAAUGAUGCGUUAAAAACUA